Messenger RNA from Peronospora belbahrii, 2730 nucleotides. The record is from the annotation of a GenBank genome assembly. Lineage: Eukaryota; Oomycota; Peronosporomycetes; Peronosporales; Peronosporaceae.
AUGGCAAAGAACGUGCCAAGUUUCUCGAAGACCCAGAGCUCUAUCACAUCGUUCUUUGGUGCGACUGGAGCAUUGACAACGUCAGUGAAAAAGCGCAAAUAUAGAGAUGACGAGAAAGAGUUGGUAGGGAAUUCUACCAGAUUAUCUACGACAAGAACAAAGAAAAUGAAAGACAAACCUACCGAUAAGAACGAGAAAAGAGAAGCAAAGAAGAAAGAAGAAGAAGAAGAAGAGAAGGAGGACGUUGAGGUACAAGAUACGGAAGAAAUAGAAGAAGAAGACGAAGAGAAGAUUGUAAAGAGCACGACAAAGCCUGGUCGUCAUCGUUUGCGACAAUGUGUCGUGGAGGAAGAGGAGGAGGAAGAUAGCGACGGAGAUCUGCCCAUGAACACAAAAGAAGACAAGAACAAGCAGAAGAAGGUGAUUGACAUGACGUCAUUAGUAUCAACUACAGACAUUGUUGCGAAGAAAGUGAAGACGACCGUGGAAGUCAACAAAAGUGUAAAGAAGAAGGAUGCAAAGGACGAGGAACAAGAGGUUCAAGACGCUCCAAUGACAAAAAGUAUCGUAAAGAAGAACGAGACAACAGCAGUAAAGACUGCUUUCUUUACUCCUGUCUCAAGUAAGGCUACGAUGACCCCAACUAAACAGGCAACAAACAACAACAAGAACGAAAAUAGCGGUGCUGUUCAAAAGCAAGAAGAAAGAAGCGACAAUCCUCGAAAGACGCCGUAUUGCGCUCUUGCGCACUUGUUUGCAAAGAUUGAAGAAGUUUCUGGCCGCCUUGUUAUCCAGGAUCUCCUGACAGCGUUCUUCCGCGAUGUCAUUCUUCGGUCGCCGGACGAUCUCAUAGCUUGCAUCUAUCUCUGCGUUUGUGUGGACCUGGCACCACCUUUUGAAAAUCUUAAGAUUGGUAUUGGUGAUGCCAUUCUCAUAAAAGCUAUUGGUGAGGCAACGGGUGUGAACCUCAAGUUUAUUAAGGAAAUGUACCACAAAGAGGGCGAUCUUGGCAAGGUUGCGCAAAAUGCGCGCUCAAAGCAAAAGACGCUGUCAUUUACAUCUCUUACUCCAACUUCUUCCAACGGUAAUGGACUCACUGUUCAGUAUGUGUACAACCAGUUCGUCAAGAUUUCCAAGAUGGCUGGUAACAACUCGCAACAGCAAAAGUGCUCGAUUAUCAAGGGCUUGUUAGUAAAAUGUGAGAAGGAAAAGACGUCCCGAGACAAGGAUGCACAGUCAGCUGAAGGAGCAAAGUACAUUAUUCGUGGACUGCAGGGUAAGCUUCGUAUUGGACUGGCAGAAAAGUCGAUUUUAAUGGGCUUGACAUACGCGUUCAUGACGGACGAGGAUUACAAAGAUAAAGAUAAACAACAGGAGGCUUUGACAUUCGUCAAGAAGGCUUUUGCGGAAUGUCCUAGCUAUAACGCACUGGUUGCAGCGUUUUGUGAUGUUCAAAAGGAAGUUUCUUCUGCUCCUUUUCUUCACGUGAAGGACUUCAGAAAGGUUGCUGAGAAGUGUGUGUUGACACCAGGUACGCCAGUAUCUCCCAUGCUUGCUCGUCCCACCAAGGCGUAUGCGAUGGUAUUUGAUCGCUUUGAGGGCAAACCUUUUACUUGCGAGUACAAGUAUGACGGGGAGCGCGCACAGAUCCACAUACUUUCCAACGGAGAAAUGGCUAUUUUCUCGCGCAACUUUGAGAACUCAACAGAGCGGUUCCCUGAUGUUAAGCUGGCAAUCUCAAAAGCUGCUAAGGUUGGUGUCGUCGAGAGCUGUAUCGUUGAUGCAGAGGUGGUUGCCAUUGACCGUGCUACAAAUAAGCGCCUGCCUUUUCAGAUUCUCAGUACGCGUUCUCGAAAGAAUGUCAAAGUGGAAGAUAUCAAGGUUCCUGUGUGCAUCUACGCAUUUGACUUGCUGUUUCUCAACGGCAAAUCAUUUCUCAGUACGCCACUAGCGAAACGCCGCGAAAAACUUCGUGAGAUGUUUGAGGUGAAUCCUGGCAACUUUGAAUUUGCGACAUCAUUAGAUGUCGAGGAUGGUGUUGAUGUAAAAGAUAACCCCGAGGCGAUGGAAGAAGCUGUGGACAAGGUCCGAAACUUUUUGGCGGAGGCUGUGCGCGAAAACUGCGAAGGCCUGAUGGUGAAGACUCUCAAGAAAGAAGCAACAUACGAGCCUGCCAAUCGUUCUCAUAAGUGGUUAAAGCUGAAGAAAGAUUAUCUUGAUGGCAUCGGUGACUCAGUUGAUCUGGUUCCGAUUGGUGCGUUUCAUGGGCGUGGCAAGCGUACUGGUGUGUAUGGUGCAUAUCUGCUGGCUUGCUAUGACCCGGGCACGGAAAUGUACCAACCUAUUACAAAGCUGGGUACUGGCUUGUCUGAUGAAGUGCUGAAGAAGUUUUAUGAUGAACUAAAGGAAAAGGUCGUGGAUACGCCUCCAAGCGACUAUGCUAUUGGUGAAGGAAACAAGCCUGAUGUUUGGUUCGAGGCAAGUUGUGUGUGGGAAAUUCUGGGCGCAGAUCUAUCCAUCUCGCCAAAGUACACGGCAGCCAUCGGUCUGGUUGCCAAGGAUAAGGGCAUUUCACUGCGGUUUCCCCGCUUCCUUCGCAUCCGUGAUGACAAGAUGACAACGCAGGCAACCAACUCGUCUCAGAUUGCCGACCUGUACAAAGCCCAGGGUCUGACUACUGUAACCAAUGGUGAAGAUGACGAAUGUGAGGGUGAGGAUAUGCUUAUCUAG